This is a messenger RNA of Leptonychotes weddellii (Weddell seal), 2964 nucleotides long. The record is from RefSeq and is a predicted model, not a curated record. Lineage: Eukaryota; Metazoa; Chordata; Mammalia; Carnivora; Phocidae.
UUUCAGCAUCGGCAUAAAAAACUUGUUAUCCGGGACCUAAAAACCCAGUCUGGGAGUGAGAUGAAGAAAUUUUUGAGCACCUUGACUAUAGAUGGUGUAACCCGGAGUGACCAAGGGCAGUAUAUCUGUGAGGCUUCCAGUGGGAUGAUGACCAUGAAGAGCAACACAUCAGUCAGGGUCCAUGAAAAACCUUUUGUUGCUUUUGAUAGUAGCAUGGAAUCUUUGGUGGAAGCCACAGUGGGAGACCGUGUUAAAGUCCCCGUGAAGUACCUUGCUUACCCUACCCCUGAAAUAAAAUGGUAUAAAAAUGGAAGACCCAUUGAGUCCAAUCACACAAUAAAAGGGGAGAAGGAACUGAUUAUUAUGGAAGUGAGUGAAAAAGAUACAGGAAAUUAUACUGUUGUCCUCACCAAUCCCAUGUCAAAGGAGAAACAGAGCCACGUGGUAUCUCUGGUUGUGAAUGUCCCACCCCAGAUCGGUGAGAAGUCCCUGAUCUCUCUGGUGGAUUCUUACCAGUACGGCACCACACAGAUGCUGACGUGCACGGUCUACUCCGUCCCGCCCCCGCAUCACAUUCGCUGGUAUUGGCAGCUGGAGGAGUGCGCCUACAAGCCCGCCCAAGCUGUCUUAAUGACAAACCCAUAUACUUGUAAAGAAUGGAGAAAUGUGGAUGACUUCCAGGGGGGAAAUAAAAUUGAAGUCAACAAAAAUCAAUUUGCCAUAAUUGAAGGAAAAAACAAAACUGUAAGUACCCUUGUUAUCCAAGCAGCAAAUGUGUCAGCUUUGUACAAAUGUGAAGCCAUCAACAAAGUUGGGAGAGGAGAGAGGGUGAUCUCCUUCCAUGUGACCAGGGGCCCUAAAAUCACUUUGCAACCUCACAGCCAGCCAACUGAACAGGAGAGUGUGUCUUUGUGGUGCUCUGCAGACAGAACUAUGUUUGAGGACCUCACGUGGUACAAGUUUAGCCCACAGGCUCUGCCAAUCCGUUCGGGAGAGUUGCCCACACCUGUUUGCAAGAACUUGGAUGCUCUUUGGAAAAUGAACUCCACCAAGAUCUCUAAUGGCACAAGUGACAUUUUGAUCGUGGAGCUCCAGAACGCAUCCUUGCAGGACCAAGGAGACUAUGUGUGCUUUGCCCAGGACAGGAAGACAAAGAAAAAACAUUGUGUGGUCAGACAGCUCACAGUUUUAGAGCGUGUGGCACCCAUGAUCACUGGAAACCUGGAGAAUCAGACUACAAGCAUUGGUGAAACCAUUGAAGUUUCAUGCACCACGUCUGGGAAUCCCGCUCCACAAGUUACGUGGUUUAAAGACAAUGAGACACUUGUAGAAGACUCAGGUAUUGUACUGAAAGAUGGGAACCGGAACCUAACCAUCCGCAGGGUGAGGAAGGAGGAUGAAGGCCUCUAUACCUGCCAGGCAUGCAGUGUUCUUGGUUGUGCAAAAGUGGAGGCAUUUUUCAUAGUAGAAGGUGCCCAGGAGAAGACAAACCUGGAAGUCAUUAUUCUAGUAGGCACGGCAGUGAUUGCCAUGUUCUUCUGGUUAUUACUUGUCAUCGUUCUACGGACCGUUAAGCGGGCCAAUGGAGGGGAACUGAAGACAGGCUACUUGUCCAUCGUCAUGGAUCCAGAUGAACUUCCCUUGGAUGAGCACUGUGAACGCCUGCCUUAUGAUGCUAGCAAAUGGGAGUUCCCCAGAGACCGGCUGAAACUAGGUAAGCCUCUCGGCCGUGGUGCCUUUGGCCAAGUGAUUGAAGCGGAUGCCUUUGGAAUCGACAAGACAGCAACUUGCAGGACGGUGGCCGUCAAAAUGUUAAAAGAAGGAGCAACACACAGUGAACACCGAGCCCUCAUGUCUGAACUCAAGAUCCUCAUUCAUAUUGGCCACCAUCUCAAUGUGGUCAAUCUUCUAGGUGCCUGUACCAAGCCAGGAGGGCCACUCAUGGUGAUUGUGGAGUUUUGCAAGUUUGGAAACCUGUCAACUUACUUAAGGAACAAGAGAAAUGAAUUUGUCCCCUACAAGACCAAAGGGGCACGAUUCCGUCAAGGGAAAGAAUACGUUGGGGAAAUCACUAUGGAUCCGAAACGCCGCUUGGACAGUAUCACCAGUAGUCAGAGCUCAGCCAGCUCUGGAUUUGUUGAGGAGAAGUCCCUCAGUGAUGUGGAGGAAGAGGAAGUUUCUGAAGAUCUGUACAAGAACUUCCUGACCUUGGAGCAUCUCAUCUGUUACAGCUUCCAAGUGGCUAAGGGCAUGGAGUUUUUGGCAUCACGGAAGUGUAUCCACAGGGACCUGGCCGCACGCAACAUCCUCUUGUCGGAGAAGAACGUGGUUAAAAUCUGUGACUUUGGCUUGGCCCGGGAUAUUUAUAAAGACCCAGAUUAUGUCAGAAAAGGAGAUGCUCGCCUCCCUUUGAAAUGGAUGGCCCCAGAAACAAUUUUUGACAGAGUGUACACAAUUCAGAGUGAUGUGUGGUCUUUCGGUGUCUUGCUCUGGGAAAUAUUUUCCUUAGGUGCUUCUCCAUAUCCUGGAGUAAAGAUUGAUGAGGAAUUCUGUAGGCGAUUAAAAGAAGGCACUAGAAUGAGGGCCCCUGAUUAUGCCACACCAGAAAUAUACCAGACCAUGCUUGACUGCUGGCACGGGGAGCCCAAUCAGAGACCCACGUUUUCAGAGCUGGUGGAACACUUGGGAAAUCUGUUACAAGCUAAUGCUCAGCAGGAUGGCAAAGACUACAUUGUUCUCCCGAUAUCAGAGACUUUGAGCAUGGAAGAGGAUUCUGGACUCUCCCUGCCUACCUCACCUGUUUCCUGUAUGGAGGAAGAGGAAGUGUGUGACCCCAAAUUCCAUUAUGACAACACAGCAGGAAUCAGGUACUGUAUAUGGUCAACAUCCCCAGGGGGACGGGGGCACUUCAAGGUCAUUUGGGGAGGGGGUGGAAGGAAGGCUGCAUCUCACUUCCACAUUUAA